Cylicocyclus nassatus is the source of this 800-nucleotide messenger RNA. Lineage: Eukaryota; Metazoa; Nematoda; Chromadorea; Rhabditida; Strongylidae. The record is from the annotation of a GenBank genome assembly.
AAUUCAUUUGUGAAGAAGCAAAGUUCCGCCCGCUUUCUUCAGUGUUUUAACGUCUGAAACUCUUGACUCAACAGUUGUUACAUAGCCAAUGGUGGAAAGCGAGCCCAGUGAGGAAACAAGUGGCGAUUUUACGUUGUUUCUGUCGUUUCGACUAUCCAAUGGAGAUGCUGUCUCGUACAAAGUCGAUGGAGGACGAUUUGAGGGUGGAUCUAGGACUUUGAAGUUUGCAACUAAUACGCAGUAUAAGUUAACAUUGACGAGUAAACCUCCGGCAGAAUUUCAUCACAUGCAUCUGGCAGGAUCUGAUUUACAACUGCACACAGAAGACCCAAAAAAUGGGGAAUAUACGACGGAGUGGAACACAACUGGCAUCGAUGUAUGCAAGAAAGGAGAUAGGAACAAUAUAGGCCUCACUUUACAGGGACCUGGCGGAUUGCUGAAACGCAAACUUCAGUGCAAAUUCUAUGAGAAGGAUGAUGCCCAUGCCGACUACGGAACUAAACUCGAAUUUAUUGAAUGGGCCUGCGCUGUUGAUGGUAGCGGCACGAUCUCAGUUACAGAGGAAAAUAUAAGAUAAGAUUCUAAGAUGUAAUGCGGUUGUACUCAGUAAUUUAUUUUCAUGAUUUUGUAACAAAUCGCAGACCAAGUUUUCCCCUUGGGUCUUACAGUUUCUUGCCAAAACACUUGCAAUCUCCAUUUGCAUCUACUGCUAUGUUGAAAAAGUCAUCUUUUGAACUUUGCAAUAUUAUUUGAUCUUCGCUAGCAUCACUUGCAUCCUUUCUCUUUGCAAUGAAUGAGCU